Messenger RNA from Echinops telfairi (small Madagascar hedgehog), 291 nucleotides. It is a transcript of the gene GNRH1, whose product is annotated as gonadotropin releasing hormone 1. Gene Ontology annotation, molecular function: gonadotropin hormone-releasing hormone activity. Bases 1 to 291 code for a protein of 96 amino acids. Gene Ontology annotation, biological process: multicellular organism development. Gene Ontology annotation, cellular component: extracellular region. NCBI's taxonomy places the organism in Eukaryota, Metazoa, Chordata, Mammalia, Afrosoricida, Tenrecidae. The transcript has 3 exons. The record is from RefSeq and is a predicted model, not a curated record.
AUGUUCCUUAGGAUGGAGCUCAUUCCAAAGCACUUGGCAGGACUUCUUUUGCUGGCUCUCUGUGUGGUGGGCUGCUGCAGCCAACACUGGUCCUACGGUUUGCGCCCUGGAGGGAAAAGAAAUGCCGAAAACCUAAUGGAUUCCUUCCAAGAGAUAGCCAAAGAGGUUGACCAGCUCGCAGAACCCCAGCUCUUCGACUGCACCGUCCACCAGCUGCGCUCUCCGCUGAGGGAGCUGAAAGGAGCUCUGGAAAGUCUGAUUGAAGAGGAAACUGGGCAGAAGAAGAUGUAA